This is a messenger RNA of Callorhinus ursinus (northern fur seal), 4536 nucleotides long. The record is from RefSeq and is a predicted model, not a curated record. Lineage: Eukaryota; Metazoa; Chordata; Mammalia; Carnivora; Otariidae.
CCGCUGUUCCGGCCCAACAAACAGACCCAGCUGAGCGGAGGUUGCGGGCCCCAGAUGAAUACCAGGUUUCCUUCAAGCAGGAUGGUACCUUUCUACUUUCCUCCAUCAAAAUGUGCACUUUGGAACCCAGUCCCAAUUGGAGAUUUCAUCUACUUACAUCUCAAUUACUACAGAAAUCCAAAGCUUGUGGUAACUGAAAGGACCAUCCGACUUGCUUGUCGUCAUGCUAAGCAGAAUAAAAAAAACCUGCCAUGCUUUUUACUUGGUUCUCUCGUAGUAGAUGAAGAUGAAGAAAGUAUGACAUUGACAAUAGAUCGUUUUGAUCCUGGUAGAGAAGUGCCUGAAUGCUUAGAAAGAACCCCUACUGCUUUUCUUCCUGGGGACUUUGUGAUUCCAUGCAAAAUUCAUACUCAUGGACUUUGUUCAAAAGAAAUAAUAGUUCAUGAUGCAGAUGACUUCAGUUCAGCUUUUAAGGCUCUGCAGCAUCAUGUAUGUAGCAAAGAUUUCUUGGACUCUGGUAAACUGCUUUCCCUAAGAGCUCAUAUCACUUCCAGGGAAAGUUUGGACAUUGUGGAUUUGGAUUUGCAUUGGGCAGCAGUAACUCUGGCAAAUACCUUUAAGUGCAGACCUAUGAAGCCCAUCCCCAUUAUUCCAACAGCUCUGGCAAGAAACUUGACUAGUAAUUUGAGUAUUUCUCAAGUUCAAGGUACCUAUAAAUAUGGAUAUCUUACCAUGGAUGAAACACGCAAAUUGUUACUUUUGCUGGAAUCGGAUCCCAAGGUUUGUUCUCUACCAUUAGUGGGAAUUUGGCUAUCUGGGAUUAUACAUAUCUAUAGUCCUCAGGUAUGGGCUUGCUGCUUACGAUACAUGUUCAGUUCUUCUAUUCAAGAAAGGGUUUUUUCAGAAUCUGGAAAUUUCAUUAUAGUUCUCUAUUCUGUGACACAUAAGGAUCCUGAAUUUUAUGAAUGCCUCCCCUGUGAUGGCAGAUCAUCUGACCUUCAGUUCCAGCUACUAACCAGCAAGGAAACAUUACAUCUUUUCAAAAAUGUUGAACCUUCUGACAAGAACUCAAUCCAUUUUGAACUGACUGCUGAAAGCCAAAAUGUAGAAACAGAGUUUUUCAACAAGGUUUCCAAGAAUCUUUCAAUUAAAAGGUCUUCCCAAAAGUCAUCUCCAGGAAAAAUGCCAAUAAAUGAUCAUGACUCUGGUGUUGAAGAUGAAGAUUUUUCUCCAAGACCAAUUCCUAGUCCUCAUCCUGUGAGUCAGAAGGUUUCUAAGAUCCAACCAUCAGUUCCUGAACUUUCCCUUGUGUUGGAUGGCAAUUUCAUAGAAUCAAAUCCUCUGCCUAAGCCAUUGGAAAUGGUGAAUAAUGAAAAUCCUUCUUUGUUGAUUAACAACUCUGAACACUUGGAGCCAUUGCAACCCCAGCUUUACAAUGACAAACGCAGUCUAGAAGCUGAAGCUGGAGAGCUUUCCUUGAAAGGGCUACCAAGUCAAUUAAGCCAGAGCACUGUUCCUUUGAGACACAGCAAAGGAAGACAGCCAUCUAGCUGUAAGAACAGGAACCCGCAUAUCAGGAACAGUGUUAAACUAUCUUCUCUUAAUAGGCCAUCUUCUGAUACAAAUGUAUACACAGAAGAAUAUCCUGUAAGAUCCUCCACAUUUAAUUCCAAGCAGUCUUCUCUUGCCUCACAGUCUCACCCACACAAUUUUGUUUUUUCAUCCCAUAAUUCAGGAAGACCAGUGGAACUUCAGAUACCUACUCCACCACCACCGUCUUACUGUCCUACAAAUGUUUGUAGUUGUUGUCAGCACCAUGGCCACAUGCAGUAUAGUUCAAUAAAUUCUUGGCAAGGAAUGAAUACAGUAGGGUCUCUUCAAGACCUCCAGUCUGAAGCCCUUCACAAGCAUUCAUUAUUUCACCCAGGUGGAUGUCCAGCUCUGUACCCUGAUGCAUUCUGUUCUUCAAGUAGUCCUAUAGCCUUGAGACCUCAGGGAAACACGGGUGGUUGCUCUCCCCACAGCAUUGUAGAACCAUCGCCUGUGGCAAGACUACCCUCACAUGUGGACUCCUGUAACCCACCACCUUGUGCAGUAUGCAUGCACACACCCAAGACUGAGUCAGAUAAUGGAAUGAUGGGACUAUCUCCAGAUGCAUAUAGAUUCCUCACAGAACAAGACAGACAGCUGAAACUGCUUCAGGCACAGAUUCAGCGUUUAUUGGAAGCACAGUCUCUGCAGCCCUGUUCCCCCAAGACAACCUCUGCUGAAGACACGGUGCAAGCUGCGAGACAAAUGGAGCUGGUUUCCAUGGAAGCACAGUCUUCCCCUGGCUUGCAUAUGAGAAAAAGUGUAAGCAUUGCUGUGAGCACAGGUGCCAGCUUGUUUUGGAAUGCAGCAGGCGAUGAUCAAGAGCCUGAAUCUCAGCAGAGGCAAGAUGAUACCAAGAUUUCCAGUGAGGACAUGAAUUUUUCUGUUGAUAUUAAUAAUGAAGUCUCAAGUCCUCCAGGUAGCGCAUCUUCAUUAAAAGCAGUUGAUAUUCCCAGCUUUGAAGAAAGCAACAUUGCUGUGGAAGAGUUUAAUCAACCACUUUCUGUAUCCAACAGCUCUUCUCCAGUUGUGAGAAAAGAACCUGAUGUGCCUGUGUUCUUUCCGAAUUCCGAGCUGGCAGAAAAUGUAAGCAUGUGCUUACAGAGUGGACCAACAGAGGGUGCCAGUAACAGCUCUGUAACAUCAGGGGACCCAAAAAUUGAGCAAGUAAUGCAACCCUUGCCUCAUCAACCAUCAGAUAAUCAGAAAAUAUACCAGGAUUUAUUGAGUCAAGUGAACCACCUACUGAAUAACUCCUCCAAAGAAAAUGAGCAGCCAUCUACCAAAGCAGUAAUUAUUAGCCAUGAAUGCACCAGAACACAAAAUGUUUACCAUAGAAAGAAAAAAAAAAGUGAUUCAGGUCUGGUAGACAAAGAUUGUGUUCUUAAUGCAACUCUUAAACAACUCAGAAGCCUUGGAGUAAAAAUUGACUCUCCCACUAAAGUGAAUAAAAAUGUCCAUAAAGUGGAUCAUGCCAGUGUGUUGGCAUGCAUCAGCCCUGAAGCAGUGAUUUCUGGAUUAAACUACAUGUCAUUUGCUAAUGUUGGCAUGAGUGGCUUAAGCCCCAGCGGUGUGGAUUUGAGCAUGGAGGCAAAUGCUAUAGCUCUGAAAUAUUUAAAUGAAAGUCAGCUGUCACAACUAUCUCUCACUCGAUCAAACCAAAAUAACUGCGACUCAUCUUUUAGCCUUCUCCAUAUUAAUACAGACAGAAGCACAGUGGGGCUGAGUUUAAUUUCACCAAACAACAUGUCAUUUGCAACCAAAAAAUAUAUGAAGAGAUACGGACUCAUACAAAGCAGUGAUAACAGUGAAGAUGAAGAGGAGCCUCCAAACAAUACAGAUAGCAAGAGUGAACAUUUAUUGAAUCAAAAUCUUACAUCCAUACCUGAACAACUUGACUGUCAAAAAGAACCUUCUAGGAAUGCCUGUGAAAUAAUUAAUCGUUAUAACUGUGAAUCCGUGAGCACCCACGCAGAUACACCAGUAUUGAGAAAUAUUACAAAUGAAGUUGUUCAGCCAAAAGCAACCCAGCAAUUGAAUGAAAACCCAGCUUUCUUAUUAAAAAACCUUAAGCCAAGUCCUGCAAUGAACCUCCGAACCGGAAAAGCAGAGUUUACCCAACAUCCUGAGAAAGAAAAUGAAAAGGACACUCAAAUUCUUCCCGAAAGUUUGAAACCUGAAACUUUAAAGCAGAUGAGUAGUAUGAAUUCAGUAGGCACCUUCUUAGAUGUAAAGCAGCUCAGACAGUUGCCAAAAUUAUUUUAAACCUUAAACUCACCUCCCUCCUGUUAUGAGGAUGGGGUGUCUCUUGAAGAGACUUAGGGAAGCCAGAGCCUUUGGUAGUUUGGGGAUGCCUAAGCAUUCUAGGGGCCAGUCUGUUUUUGGUAGCUGCUGAUUAUGAAGAGCUGAGCAGUUGACCUGAUGGUCUGUGAGAUGGUGCACUUGUAGAGGAGGGUGAAGUGCUCUGUUCAAGUAGAGCUUGUUCAGCAUCCCUGCAAUCUUUUUUAAACAAAUCCUGAGAUCAGUUAUUUUGACAAAUUUAGGUAAACCAGUACUAUCCAACUCUGAAUCUGAACUGCUCUUUUAUGCUGUAAAUUGUGAAAAGUAACUCCAUUUUCCUAGCAUGUUGCAUCUCUGCAUCUAUCAUCACCUGAAAUAACGUAAAAUAAACUUAUCAUGACCCUGACUAAAUUAGCUAAAUCAACCCUUACUGAAUUUAAGGGGAAAGUUUUAUUUUUAAAAAUAACUUUAAGAUCUUUUAUAUAAUGAGUAUAGAUGUUCUCUUAAUUAAGAUGCAUAUUGGUUAAAUUCUGUGGAAGUAAAGCUUUUGCAGUCUGGUGGGUUGAUGUUAAUGUAACAUUUUUAGCUUACAGCACUAGCUAUCACAAAAUAAAAUGAUUGAGUAUAAAUGUGUUUUAUAAACUUUGAGUAUUUCAAGUGUUUUCA